Molecule: messenger RNA, 2184 nt
Organism: Lindgomyces ingoldianus
Lineage: Eukaryota; Fungi; Ascomycota; Dothideomycetes; Pleosporales; Lindgomycetaceae
Exons: 5
Coding region: 1-2184 (727 amino acids)
Biological process (GO): mRNA cis splicing, via spliceosome
Cellular component (GO): U2-type prespliceosome; U1 snRNP
Molecular function (GO): RNA binding; protein binding
Source: RefSeq, a predicted model, not a curated record
AUGCCUACGCCAGCAUCUGCGCCUGCAGCCAAUCAAGAACUUAUUGAUGCGUCAUGGCGAGAGCAUGAGGCAGAUGGCAAGAAGUAUUACUCUAAUGCCUACACUAAGGAGACGACAUGGGAGAUGCCCGAGGCCUUCGCGAAACUUCAGCAGGCCCAGCGACCUCCACCUCAGGGUCCUUCUUACGUCGCCGGCGGCGCUUCUUCGUACCUCCCUCCUUACAGCCAGAAAUACAAUGAGCGAGACGACUUUCAGCCACCGGAGCGACGAUUCACAGAUCGUGAGGAUAGAUAUGGAGGCGGCAGCGAGCGUGAGAGAGGUGGAGUCUCGUUCAUCUCCACGGGAAACGAGCCAGCUUUUGCGAGCCGUGAGGAAGCCGAAGCGGCCUUCAUGAAGAUGCUCAAAAAAUCUGGGGUGCAGCCAGACUGGUCUUGGCCUCAGGCCGUUCGGGCUUGCAUCACUGACUCAAAUUGGAAGGCGAUACCAGAUUUUAACGGCCGGGAAGAGGCUUUCAAGAAGUACUGCGCCGAUCUUCGCAGUCAGGAGAAGGAGAAGGAACAGGACAGGCAAGCCAAAGUCCGCUCCAACUUCAUGGCCAUGCUAAGGUCACACCCGGAGAUUAAGUGGUACACUCGGUGGAAGACAGCGCUCCCUAUUAUCGAGAAUGAGUCCAUCUUCCGCACGGCGAGGGAUGACAACGAAAGGCGACAAUUAUUUGAAGAGUACAUCCUUUCUCUUAAGAAAGCUUAUGUUGAGGAUGAAGAACAGGAACGAGCGUCUGCUAUUGACAAGAUCGCCGACAUCUUGCAGAAUAUUGACUUAGAACCCUACACACGCUGGAAGGAUGCACAGGAAGCAAUCCAGAAGAAUCCGGAGUACAUCGAGCGCGAGAAGGUUAGACCUUUCUAUCAGAUCGAUGUUUUGAACGCCUUCGAGAAACACAUCAAACAGCUCCAGGUUCAGUUCAGUCAAAAGGUGAGCGAGGACAAGCGUGUUGAGAAACGAGUGGAACGUAAGAACCGCGAUGCUUUCAGGGAGCUGCUUGAUGAGCUCAAGAAAGCUGGCAAGCUCAAGGCCACGACAAAGUGGAUGGAAAUUCACGGCCUCAUCGAAGACGAUCCUCGAUACCAAAACAUGCUGGGCCAGGACGGAUCAUCGCCACUCGACCUCUUCUGGGAUGUAAUUGAAGACCAGGAGCGCGUUCUCCGCAAUCAUCGGAACGUUAUUUACGACUUGUUAGAUGAUCAUCGAUUUGAAAUCACUUCCAAAACUCCCUUUGAAGAGUUCCUCUCUGAUAUGCGUCUCGAUCCCCGCGCUAACGACAUCGAUGACUACUCUCUGAACCACAUCUUCGAAUAUCUCCUCGAGAAAGUCAAAAACCGCGAGCGCCGUCAAAUGGACGACUUCCGCUCCGCCCUUAAGCAUCUCGAACCUCCAAUCUUGGUUACUGACACAUGGGAGGAUAUCCGCCCUCGUGUCGAGAAACUCAAGGAGUUCCGCGAACUUGAUGCCGAGAAACUUCGCGCUGCCACGUUCGAGAAGUACAUCCGUCGUCUGAAGGAAAAGGAGCAAGAAAAGCGUGAUCGAGGCGAACGGACUAGGCGCGAGGGACGUGACCGCGAGAGGGAUCGAGAUCGUGAGUACAGGAAUGGUCAAUCCGACCGCCAACGCCGCCAUCAUACACGAACUCACUCGCCAGAACAACAAGAUCCAUACGAAGCCGACCGUCGCAAAGCGCAACAGGACAGAGAGUCACGGUACAAGAAAGAAGGCGCCACUGGCUUGUCUCCACCCUACCGCCGCGACCGUGAACGUGAGCGAGACGAUCAUCGACCGUUUGACCGCGGUUCUCGCCAGAGUAGCGGCGACCAUUAUGGCCGCGAGCGACGUGAGCGCGAGGUCGAGCGAGAACGUAAUUAUGUCAGCCGAACCGAUCCGCGCGAGAGACCAACUGAGCUAGACUAUGGAGACAGUCGUCCGAUGCCGUCUCGUCGUCGUCGUGACAGCGAUGAAGAUGGUGGCAGCGGUCGACGUGAUAACAAGCGCGCCCGCUACUCUCCCCGCCGCGACCGUCGCACACGUUCCCGAAGCCCUGCCAUGUCUGCCCCCCCGGAACCCCUCCCACCAAAGGAAGACCCUGGUCUACGCUCUGGAAGUGAAGAGGGCGAGAUCGAAGAAACAUAG